Messenger RNA from Pteropus alecto (black flying fox), 2506 nucleotides. RefSeq names its product calcium binding and coiled-coil domain 2 (gene CALCOCO2). Gene Ontology annotation, biological process: positive regulation of autophagosome maturation; xenophagy. The record is from RefSeq and is a predicted model, not a curated record. The transcript is spliced from 14 exons. Gene Ontology annotation, cellular component: autophagosome; PML body. Bases 131 to 1633 code for a protein of 500 amino acids. Lineage: Eukaryota; Metazoa; Chordata; Mammalia; Chiroptera; Pteropodidae.
GUUAUGACGUAAGAAGGGGGGUCAGAAGGGAUAAGCUCUCCCUAAGAUUUUUGGCCCCGCCCUGUUCCCUGCCCUGCCCUGCCCUGUUGCUGUUGCGCGGCUGCCGGCUGCUUCCUUGUGGAUACCCACCAUGGAAGAGACAGUAGAAGACCCCCCCACAUCAGCUGUCUUGCUGGAUCAUUGUCAUUUCUCUCAGGUCAUCUUUAAUAGUGUGGAGAAGUUCUAUGUCCCUGGAGGGGAUGUCACAUGCUAUUACACCCUCACCCAGCAUUUCAUUCCUCGUCGAAAGGACUGGAUUGGCAUCUUUAGAGUGGGAUGGAAGACAACCCGUGAGUAUUACACCUUCAUGUGGGUUACUUUGCCCAUUGACCUAAACAGCGAAUCGACUAAGCAACAGGAAGUCCAUUUCAAAGCUUAUUACCUGCCCAAGGAUGAUGAGUAUUACCAGUUCUGCUAUGUGGAUCAGGAUGGUGUGGUCCGGGGCGCAAGUAUCCCUUUCCAGUUCCGUCCAGAAAAUGAGGAGGACAUCCUGGUUGUUACCACGCAGGGUGAGGUGGAAGAGAUUGAGCAGCACAACAGUGAGCUUUGCAAAGAAAACCAGGAGCUGAAGGACAGCUGUGCCAUCCUCCAGAAGCAGAACUCAGACAUGCAGGCUGAGCUCCAGAAGAAGCAGGAGGAGCUAGAAACCCUAAAGAGCGUCAACAAGAAGUUGGAGCAGAAAGUAAAAGAGCAGAAGGACAGUUGGGAAACUGAGCUGCUUCGACUGAAAGAACAAAACCAGAAGAUAGCCUCAGAAAAUGGGAAGAUGGGAGUCAGAGUGGAUCAGCUUCAGGCCCAGCUGUCAACUCAAGAGAAAGAAAUGGAAAAGCUUAUUCAGGGAGAACAAGAUAAGACAGAGCAGUUGGCGCAUCUGAAAAAAGAAAAUGGCACACUCUUCCUCAGUUUAACUGAACAGAGGGAGCAACAGAUGAAGCUCAAGCAGACAGUGGAGGAGUUGAAGCAGAAAGAAGCUACUGCAACCAAGAAACAGCAGGAGUUAACGGAGCCUAAGAACAAGAAAACAGCAGUGGAGGAGCAGUUAGUGCAAGAGGUGGAACACCUAAAGGCAAAGGUAGAGGCCGGGAAAGCCUGUUUCUUAGAGAAGUACAAAGAGUGUCAACGACUCCACAAACAGAUCAGGCAACUCAGGGCUGCUGCACUGGACCAGAACUUUGACUUGUCAAAAAGACUGAGUGAAAACAAGAUUAUGUGCAGUGUUCUGCAGAGAGAGAAAGAGAGAAUGGAAAGAGAAAACGAUCUUUUGAAGAGAGAGAACAGCAGAUUGAUGAGUUACAUGGGUCUGGACUCUUUGCCAUACCAAAUACCUACUUCAGAUCAAGGAGGUGCAGGACAAAACCCAGGACUUGUCUAUGGAAACCCAUAUUCUGGUAUCCAAGAAAGUUCUGCCCCCAGCCUGCUCCCUCUCAAGAAGUGCCCCACCUGCAAAUCAGACAUCACUGAUGACAUUUUCGAUCACACCUUGGAACAGCAGCACAUUCAAACCCUUUAUUUGAAUUGUCCCAUUUGUGACAAAAGCUUCUCAGCAAAAGAAAAGCAAAUCUUUGAAGACCAUGUGUUCUGCCACACUUUUUAAGUGUCCUCGCCUCUUGGAUCUAUAUACUGUACAUAGAUUUUAUAGAGUACAACCUAUGGCUUCUACUAUGAGUUAUAACCCAAGAUCCUGCCUAACCUAAAAUUAUUAAGGAUUUAUUCAGUCCUGCUGCCCUAAAGGUAGAGUCAUGUGGAUUAUCUGAAAAAUACUAUUAAGGGCUGUUACUUCCAUCCAUGUGCGUUACCACUUUUUAAAGCACGUAACUGUCCGCCUCUUGCCUACGAUGCCCAUUCUUGCAAGAAUCUCUAGUACAAGGUCUCUGGGAUGGAACUGACCUGGCCGUUCACAACAGGCUUGACCCAAAUACUAAGUGAUUAUUUUUCCAAGUUGUCCCACGACCACUCAAGAUCAGGCCUUGAGUGUGUUUUAUACUCAUUCCUCAGUGUUAACCCUGAGGCUGGAGAUUGACCAGAGGUCGAGAAUUUCUUCCUCCUCUUCCUCAGGCCUCUUUCUCCAACUGAUUGUAGUAGACUAGCCAAAAAUGGCAUGGCAGAGAACUCAGGCAUCCAUUUUGGAUACCAAAGGCUUCUUAUCUUGACUUCUCAGCUCCCAAUAGAAGCAUCUUAUUCCUUAACCAUGGACAUGAAAAAUUUAUUUCAAUCACAGAAAGCCUUCUUUCUGGAUACCUAUGAUUGACAUUUUCUCCUUUUUGAUUUUUCCUGUGCACAUAACUUUUAUUUGUUGUUAAGCCUUUCUUCAUGAUUAGUAGGAGUGGUUAGAAACUGUAUGAGUUUGCAACUUUCCAAGCAAUGAGUUUGAAUAUGGAUAGGUCAGAAUAAUGAAAAUUAAUGUUAAUCUCUUUAAUACUAAAAAUAAACUAGUCCUCUGUUUCAGGGACUUUGAUAAUUUAAAAAA